Teleopsis dalmanni is the source of this 1085-nucleotide messenger RNA. RefSeq names its product zinc finger HIT domain-containing protein 1-like. The record is from RefSeq and is a predicted model, not a curated record. The transcript is spliced from 2 exons. Bases 343 to 813 code for a protein of 156 amino acids. Gene Ontology annotation, biological process: chromatin remodeling. Gene Ontology annotation, molecular function: nucleosome binding. Gene Ontology annotation, cellular component: Swr1 complex. Lineage: Eukaryota; Metazoa; Arthropoda; Insecta; Diptera; Diopsidae.
AACAUAAAGAAAUAAAUUGACAAGCCCAGCAAAAUUUAUUUUUACUGGCAUAAUGUAAUAAUUUUAAUAAGUAACAAAUAUUUUUACCUAAUUACUUAUUAUGUGGAGUGAUAUAAUACAUACUUUACUAUGUAAAAUACUGUAAAAAGAGUGCUAGUCAAAAGUGCUCCUGCUAUGAAAGAAUUGUCCUAGUAUGUCGAUAUACCUUUAACGUUGUACUACAAUUUUAUUACCCAAAACAUAAACAAUUAUUAUCAAUUAAAAAUCUUCAAACUCAUGUAUAUAUGACUGCUGACAAAAAAAUAGUUUGCAAAACAAAAUCUUUUUAACUCAUCAGUUAAGAUGACCACCCGCGAUAUAUCCAACCGUAUUAGAGAAUCAACAAAAAAACGUGUAAUUGAUGACGCCACACGCAAACUACGCCUUCAGAAACAGCUGGAGGCUUUGGAAAAAGAUAAUUAUCACUCUGAUCCACAUGGUGACUUAGUCAUGUCCAAGAAAAUACCCAAGUUCCAGGAUAAUGGUAAGAAACUAAAGGAGAGGAAGAAACGCAACAAAGCCUUUGAAGCUUUUCGUCUUAAAUAUCCAAAAAAUUUUCAACAGCUACUUGAUGAAGAAAAACAGCGUUGCGGUGAUGAGACUCCUAUUUAUAUACAAGCUAUAGCACCAGAACCAUCUACUCCACAGCGUAAAUUCUGCGCUGUGUGUGGUUAUUUUUCUAAUUAUACCUGUACUGCUUGCGGCACUCGUUACUGCUGUAUCCCUUGCAUGAAGAUUCAUCAAGAAACGCGUUGCCUCAAAUGGACUGUCUAAGUAUAAUGUUUACUUUAUGCUAUCGUACAAGAUUCCUAACAUAUGUUGACAAAAUAAGUGAAGUUAAUUAAAAUAAUACAGAAAAGCAACAAAUGUAUUAGUGAAUGUAUUAAUACAAUCCGUACAUUACUAGGAACUGCAGUCUAAAACAAUGUAUAAAAAUGUUGCACUCAAAUAAAGUUCUUGCAAAGUAUUUAAGUCGGAGAAUAAUACGUAACUUUCAACGUCUUCUUUUAUAUUUCAAUAUUAAAGUAAAUACUUUCAAAUUUUUA